AUGUCCGGCAUUGGUUACUCUGGCAGUGGCAGUGGCAGUGGCAGUCAAGGCCACCUUGGCGCACCAGCAUUCGUCAGCUCAUCCUCGACCGGCAAUAUCCGAGAGCUGUGGAUCGAUUGUGGGACAGAUGGGUGGAAGACGUUGAGAGCCUGCAUCUUGAUAUCACUACCGGUCUUUGAUCUCGAUCCAGUCCGAAUGUUGCCAAUGGACGACUUGGUGGCGCCUGUCCUUGGCGAUGCUCUGCCCUCCGGCUCUGGCGAGGAGGAUGGUUUCCUAAAGAUCCAGUUGAAUAGAGGACGGUAUGUGAUGGCGGACGCGCCCAGCAUGGCAGCGGAGACUUCAACAACCGACCAAAGAGAGGGCUCGACGUCGGCCCAGGUGGGGUCGUACGAGUACAGAGACAAUCCACGCAGCUGCGGGAUGCGGUAG
This is a messenger RNA of Letharia lupina, 429 nucleotides long. RefSeq lists its product as uncharacterized. The transcript has 2 exons. The record is from RefSeq and is a predicted model, not a curated record. Lineage: Eukaryota; Fungi; Ascomycota; Lecanoromycetes; Lecanorales; Parmeliaceae. The coding region runs from base 1 to 429 and encodes 142 amino acids.